Molecule: messenger RNA, 1083 nt
Organism: Closterium sp. NIES-65
Lineage: Eukaryota; Viridiplantae; Streptophyta; Zygnematophyceae; Desmidiales; Closteriaceae
Source: the annotation of a GenBank genome assembly
AUGGUCGCCGCGGAACCGAUCCCGAUCCCAACGGCUGUUGAGUCUCGGGCGGUCGAGGCUCUAAUCACUCAAAACCCAUCGUUCGACGAGUAUCUGAAAUGGCUCGAGGAUCAAGGUCAGAAAACCCCGGUAAUUCCUCCGACUCACAGCAACCAGGCGGUCGACCAAGGAGCAGAGGCAGCGAACGUCGCGGCGGCGACUACAAGGCCGAGUGGCUCAACGGUGGAGGCGGCUGUGUGGAGAGCGGCGGAAGAGGCCGGCGGGGUGGACGAAGAGAUCCUCGCCAGGAUCGUGAUGCCAGACCUGGAAAUCGAGGUCAUGCGGGAAAAACUACAAGCAGCAGCUCCCACCGUGGGAGCGCAACAGGGUGCACCAGCCGCCUCGACUGCUCCUGCGGAGGACCAUAGCGCGGCUGGCGCCAAAUCCCCCCCGGCCACAACCGGUGAGGUCGGCGAUGGGAAGCAAAAGCGCAAGGGCAAGGACAAGGCGAAGGGCGGCCCGGCGAAGGUCGGCUCUUCCAAGGGGACGUCCAAAGCGGCCGCGCAGGGUCAGAAGGGUUCAGGCGUCCGCGUUGACCCUUCAAAUGGGCUGGCCGUCUCGGAGAUGAAGUUUGGGAAGAAGAGCCGUUACAUCUGCCGGUCGAUGGACAAGUCCGAGGCCGCCUACUGCAUCGCUGUCGCCGUUUCGUCGUUCGUUCGACGCUUCGUCAGCGACGUGGUUCUCGACGAGUUCGGUGGGGUCAAGGAGGAAGUGAUGGCGCAGUAUAAGGCGGACUGGAAUGUGGCGCGAUUUAUCCCGGGGGGCAUGUGGAUGGUCAUGUGGAGCCGAGGGCGAACGUCUUCCGCGACAGGCGGCUGUGGUGAGGUCGCUGCUGCUGAGGUCGGGGAGGAGCGCGAGCACGACGAGCUGAUCGCCCGUGUCAUGAUAGAGAACCUCGCCUUCUGGGGGGACUGCAAUGUCGGAGGCCCGAAGCUCAAGGCUCGCGGCGUCGAUUUGCCUAUCGAACCCCAGAUGAAGAUUAUCAUUCGGGACAGGGGGGCGAGGGGGCAGCAGCACAAAGGGAAGCAGGUCGCCGACGCCUAG